GUAUAAAUCAACCCUAUACAAACGGAUAUAUUUUUUCGUUGGUAUAGAUUGAUGUAUACUGACUACUUAAGUUUUCCGUUGGUAUAUAUGGAUAUGAGACGAGGUAUGCAAGGUGCAUCUUUUUCUAGACAACAGGUUGAUCUAGAGGGAAAAGGACAGAGGCCACUUUGUCCUCUUAUUCAGGGGCCUCGUAGGGAGCAACCCAUUAUUACUCAGCCACCAUUGGACGAUGACCAGUACACUGAUGAUGAUGCAACAAUGGAGGAGGACACUAAAGAGCGUAAUUUGGAGGCUGAGUUGGAUGCUGAGUUUGCUAUGCUUGAUCCUGAGUUAGAUGCUCAGCUAGAGGAGAAGCUAUCACGUGCUGUCCCGAAGACAAGACGUGGCAUGGAUAAAGGAGAUGAUGCUCCUGCAGACCCAAGUCAAAGGAAGGUGCUUAGCCUUAAUCGCCAAGGCACAUUCAGCCAUGAGAGGUUUGGGAGGACUACCACAGUAAUUUGGAAGUACUUGUAUGAUGAGCUAGUGCUUUUUUGGUCUAGCUGGCCUGAGAAAAAGAAGAUGGUUGCUUGGGAGAAUUUCCAGGCAGUUAAAAGAGGAGGAGUUAGGCCGACACCUUUAAAAUCGUACUUGUUGACUCACACGACUCGCCUACCUGAUGCUCCAGAAGAUGCCCCACCCACUUGGAUAUGUCCACAGGCUGAGCAAACAUAUAAUGAUGCUCACAAAAAUAUGUGGACAAGCAUGGGUCAAACAAGGAUUCAUGGCCAGAAUGGGAUCCACUUAUCUAGAAGGAGGUGGUUGGACCUCCUAAAAAGGGUCAAACGAGAGAGAUGUCUACAUUACAGGAUCCAACAGAGCAUGGCAUCCCUUGGUGACGAGAGGUAUCACAGAGAGUAUCAUAGAUGGAGGCCAGCUUUGAGAGGAGAUUCCAAGAGCACAUGCGCUUACUUAGCCAGCAAUAUUCUAUGAAUGCUACACAACCCCAGACUGCUGGUCCUUCUUUUGGAGGAUUUAAACCUGAUCACUUAGCACCUCCUACUUAGAGACAUUGAUAUUUAAAACUUAUAUUAUAUAUGUUUAUAUAUAUGUAUUGCAUAUGUAUAUAUAUGGUGUGUAGGAUGAGAAGUUAGUAUAUAUUUAUUAACUUAAACUAGUUUUUAGUUAUGUAGUAUUUGAGUUUAAAUAAGUAAAAUAUAUAGUAUUAAUAAAAUUUAACAAUCCUA
Messenger RNA from Rubroshorea leprosula, 1223 nucleotides. The record is from the annotation of a GenBank genome assembly. NCBI's taxonomy places the organism in Eukaryota, Viridiplantae, Streptophyta, Magnoliopsida, Malvales, Dipterocarpaceae.